Molecule: messenger RNA, 525 nt
Organism: Chelmon rostratus (copperband butterflyfish)
Lineage: Eukaryota; Metazoa; Chordata; Actinopteri; Chaetodontiformes; Chaetodontidae
Product: regulator of G-protein signaling 8-like
Exons: 4
Coding region: 1-525 (174 amino acids)
Source: RefSeq, a predicted model, not a curated record
AUGAAGACCAGACUAGGCUGCCUGUCCAACAAAUCUGACUCCUACAGCGACUUCUCUGAGUUCCUGCCUCCUGCCCACGAAACCACUGCCAGGUGUCUGAAGCUAUCAACGGAUGAGGUCGUGCGAUGGUCAGAGUCCUUCGAUAAUCUUCUGUCUCACAAAUAUGGCCUGGCUGCCUUCCGGACAUUUCUCAAGACCGAGUUCAGCGACGAGAAUAUCGAGUUUUGGAUGGCCUGUGAGGAGUACAAAAAAAUCAAGAGCUCAACCAAGCUUGUGUCAAAAGCAAACAAGAUCUUUAAGGAGUUCAUUGAUAUCCAGGCACCACGAGAGGUCAACAUUGACUAUCGCACCAGGGAAAAGACCAAGCAGAGCCUGGAAGAUCCGUCCCCAACCAGCCUCAACGAAGUCCAAGCUAAAGUCUACAGCCUCAUGGAGAAAGACUCCUACCCACGAUUCCUCAGGUCCAAGAUGUACCAGGAUAUGGUCAACAGGGUGCACGCACAAGGCCAGCGAAGGUCUGUUUGA